Zygotorulaspora mrakii is the source of this 5349-nucleotide messenger RNA. RefSeq lists its product as uncharacterized. Gene Ontology annotation, cellular component: cytoplasm. Gene Ontology annotation, biological process: DNA integration; proteolysis. Gene Ontology annotation, molecular function: zinc ion binding; aspartic-type endopeptidase activity; RNA binding. The record is from RefSeq and is a predicted model, not a curated record. Bases 1 to 5349 code for a protein of 1782 amino acids. Lineage: Eukaryota; Fungi; Ascomycota; Saccharomycetes; Saccharomycetales; Saccharomycetaceae. The transcript has 2 exons.
AUGUCAAACCAAGUUACUAUCGACAACGCCGAAGAAAACAUUCUUUCUAAAUAUGGUAGCGCCGCUAAAGUUCCCUUCUCAAUGAAUAGAGAAGCGGAGGAUUCUUUGUUUACGUCUCGUGGGAAAUCAAACUCUUCGGAAAUUAGUAACAAUGGCACUGAUCCCAACUUGAGUGAUUCACAAAGAGACUUUCCUUCGUUGCAACCUUCAAUCCCGGCCAGUGUUGAUAACAAACAGGAAGGUUCCCCUAAAUCAAGCGCAUACGAUGCGGGUUAUCAACACACUGGUUCCACACAAGGUUAUACUUACCCUUACCCAUGGCCGAGUCCAUAUCCUCCAAUUGCGCCACCAAUGGUGCCACCAAUGGGGAAUGGCAUGUUCAACUGGAAUAUGAAUGCUGACGGAAUAAAAUACAUUCCGGCCACUAGCUAUGAAACAUUCAUGUACCAGCAAAAACUGCUGAACGAUCAGUUCAAGCAAUAUCGAAAGUUCUAUGACCAGAGAUCAGAAGAUGAUACCACUUCUGAGUCCGCUAAAGAGUCUAACAAUGAACAAGUGUUACCAGACUUGGAUGAGAUCAGUAAUCCUUCGGAAUUUCCCAGAUGGAUGAGAUCAUUCAAAAGAUUUCUGGAAGACAACAAACUAGGUGAUAUCAUACCUGACAGAUUAAAUGAAUCUGAGAGGGACGCCACGAAAAGCGAAAAGGCUUUCAUCAUUAAUUCCUUCAAAACAUAUGUGAAGGAAACAGCCUAUCCAAAGAGCGUCAAAGACGCAAUAAAAAGAGGACACGACCUGUUCCGAAUUAUCCUAUGCCAUGUAUCCGAAGACAGUAACCUUAGAUCCGCUAUAUGGAGAGAACUAACCACAAUAAGUUACGACGGAUCUGAAGAUUCAUAUUACUAUACUAGUAGAGUGAAAGAGCUUUAUAGUCAACUUAAAGCAACAAAUUCCAACAUCCCAGAAGACAUAAUUUGUGAAUACCUGCUCAAAAAUUUGCACGGUCAAUAUGCAAAGAUUAGGGAGAAUCAUUACCUGGAAUACGACCUGAACACAAUCGCAGGCAUUUCGAAAUGUGUAUUGCGCACAUAUGACAGAUUGAUAAAAAAUAAGAAACAUACAUCUGAAACAUCACCUUCAGUAACAAACAGACAUUGUUACAAGUGUUCCUCUGAGGGCCAUUUUGCUCCUCAAUGCCCAAAUGUCAAAGAUAAACUACCAAAACCCUCCAUCAAUUCACGAAAGGAGAAAAAGCCUUACCAUCGUAAGGGUAUCCAUAAAAUCGGACUCACCCGCGACACAGAGUUACUUGGCAUUCUCCAGAAUUCGAAGAAGAAACGUCCGAGUAUGACGAAGACACCACAAACUGGUGAACUAGUUGAAGAUAACCAACAUCUAUUGAUUGACUCUGGGGCCGCCAUAUCAGUAAUUCGCGACCCAGGCCUCCUUCACAACAUUAAUAAACACCCCAAUAUAGGCAUAGCUGACGCGCAAGAUCGUGAGAUCCCCAUAAGUGUCAGUGGUGACCUACAGCUAAGCUUCCCGGGUACCUCCAUUAUCCACACACAGGCAGUGGCAUCUACAGUGCCACAUGUCGACAUAUUGAGCCUCCAUGAGCUCCAAAAAAACGGAAUCACCGUCGACUUCAACAAUUCCCAAGUAACUAAUAAUAAAGGGAAAAUGGUAGCACGGAUCAAAAAGAUCGGACCUUACUAUUGGAUACCGGCAAAAUAUAUCCAUAAACCACACAAAAAGUUGAACGUCAUGAACGUUCAAAAACAACCAUUGUUCCCUAUGGAAUUUAUACAUCGGCUCCUAGGUCAUGUCAACAUUAAAACUUUAAGAGAUUCCAUUAAGCAAGGGAUGCUGACAAAUUUAUCCAUGGAUGACAUAGAUUGGUCCGGAUACUCUAACUUCCAGUGUGAGGAUUGUGUGAGCGGAAAAAGCAAAAAGCACAAACACUUGGUGGGUUCCAGAUUGACAUACCAAAAAUCCUAUCAACCCUUCGAGUUCUUACAUACCGAUAUUUUUGGACCUGUACCUCACAUGCCCACAUCGUCACCAUCAUACUUCAUGGCAUUCACAGAUGAAGCCACGAGAUUUAGAUGGGUUUUUGGCUUGUGGAAUAAAGAAGCUGAAACGGUUACCUCAAAGUUUCGCGAACUGGUAAAUAUGGUUAAAACCCAGUUCAACACAAAGGUACGCAGCUUCCAAAUGGACAGAGGAUCCGAAUAUACUAAUAAGACAAUUCGUAACUUCUUCAAGGAGUACGGAAUAAUCCCGUGCUACACUUCCGUAGGUGACUCAAAAGCAAACGGAGUAGCUGAACGACUUAAUUAUACACUGCUCGAUGAUUGCCGGACACUGCUUCGCAGUAGCAAUCUACCAUUACAUCUUUGGUUCUAUGCAGUGCAGUUCUCGACGCUAAUGAGGAACUCAUUAAUAACGUCCAGUGUUGGCACUUCCUCCAGGGCCAAAGCAGGUCUGACAGGACUAGAUGUCAGCACUAUUUUACCAUUUGGACAACGUGUCAUGGUAAAUAAUCCGCCAAAGAACAAACUUAGACCACGGGGUGUAGUGGGAUUCGCACUCACACCAUCCGCGGAAUCCCAUGGCUAUCUAAUAUACAUCCCAUCGAAACAUACCAUCACUGACACUACGAACUACCUGAUAAUUCGGGGUGAUCCUCACGACAGGACAGAUGACGCCGACGCAGUCAUCGCUCCCCUACUUGAUCAACUCGAAGCCAGACAGGACGGUGAAUUCGAUAAUAAUAUGUCCACCCAUUCGGGUGGUAUGGAAAUGGAUGUGUCAAUCCAUUCGGGUGGUACCAUUCAUCAAAGGCCUGUAUUACCAACCCCAACAGCCGAUAACCUAUCUACCUCGUCGGGUGGUAAUGACCCUAUCCAAACUGGAACCACAGAUACAACUGAAGUCAUACCAGAGUAUAUCUCUGAGGGCAACAAUGACGUUCUAGGACCAGACAUCCAUGAUGAUCCACCGGAACAUACCAAUGAUGAUCCACCGGAACAUACCAAUGAUGAUCCUCCUGAACAUACCAGUGACGAGAUCGCUGAUGAUAUCGAGGAACAUGGUUCAAACAUGAUCAAUGAAGAUCCCCGAAUCAAUCUUCAAAGCGCAAACCAUGCUGUCACCUAUGAUGAUACAGAAGGUGACGAUCAGCCCACGCAGAAUGAACCAACGUCAAACCCCAUAAAUGAUCCAGCAAACGAUCACCCAUCGUCCGCCAUCAUUGACAACACUAAGACACCGGAUCCAAUUCCCGAUACCGUCUCAAGAAGAACCAUCAAUAAUGAUAUUGACCCAAGCAGUGCAAUUGCAUCCACAGUCGGAAUACAGGCAUCUGCUUACGAUGAUGUUGCUCCUACUACGGAAGAUGAGCGCACCACAUCAUCGACCUCCACAGCAGAACUCGAUCCACUUCCCAGCGAGGAAGAGUCCCCCGCACCAGAGAGUACUACUGUAGCAACUCCCGAUAGCGAAACACCUGAGUCUAUCUCCAAUGUGGGUGGUAACGAUCAGUCUCCAGAAGUUAAUGCUAAAAGUUUAGAAGAAAGAAAGAAUAGAAUUUUUCAGUACCGUAAUGGCGACAUCCCGAGGGUAAAGCCACCAAGUACAAAAAGAAAAAGUAGUCUAGCUCUAGGUGAAAUUGAAGAUAGGACUCAACGCAAGAGACCAAAGCGUCAUAUACUUUAUGUCAACGCAGUACACUCGAAUCCAACUCCUCAUAUUAAACCCUCCUUAAGUUACUAUGAGGCAAUUGUCAAUAAUGAUGAUAAAAAUGAUGCAAAAGGAUACAACGAAGCCUACAUGAAGGAAUAUGACCAAUUGAUCAAAAUGAAGACCUGGGAUCCUAACAAACCUGUAAAUGAAAAGACGAUCCCUAGACAACAAAUAAUAAACUCCAUGUUUAUUUUCAACACUAAGAGAGAUGGAAGGAAGAAAUGCAGAUUCGUUGCAAGAGGUGACCAGCAGAAGGCUGGAACUUACAAAGAAGACCUCAAAGCAAACACGGUACAUCAUUACGCCCUGAUGACCAGUCUCAACAUAGCACUAGACAAGAAAAUGUUUAUCACCCAAUUAGACAUAUCCUCAGCGUACCUAUACGCUGAAUUGGAAGAAGAUCUGUACAUCAGAGCACCUCCACACAUGAAGCUCAAAGGAAAAGCAUUCAAGUUGAACAAGUCACUAUAUGGACUUAAGCAGAGCGGAGCGAACUGGUACAAGAUGAUUGGCAGUUACUUAACCAACUCUUGCAACAUGACAGAAUUAACCGGUUGGCCAUGCGUGUUCAAAGAUGAAAAUGAAUGUUUUGUAUGCCUCUUUGUAGACGACAUGAUCGUCCUGUCUAAAGAUAUCAAGGCAGCAAACAAACUGGUCAAAACUCUAAAGAAAAAGUUCGAGACCAAAGUGAUCCACGAUGGGAAAUUAGACGAAAACAACAUGGCCACAUACGAUAUUCUAGGACUGGAAAUAGAAUAUACGUUCGGAAAGAAAAUGACAAUAGGAAUGGAAAACUCCUUAACCGAAAAGCUUCCACAUUUAGGUUUUGAUAUCGAAAAGGAUAACAAGAAGUUUCUUGUGCCAGGCACACCAGGUGAACACAUCCACAAAGAUAAUCUGGUCGUUGAAGAAGACGACUACAAAGAAAAGGUUAAGCAAAUGCAGAAGGCUAUAGGAUUGCUAUCAUAUGUGGGAUACAAAUAUAGAUUCGAUAUUCUAUAUUAUGUGAACAUCCUAGCUCAGCAUACACUAUACCCCUCAGAGCAAGUGGAGAAACUCACCAAACAGCUGUUGAACUUCGUGUGGCAGUCAAAACACAAAAAGCUGAUUUGGCAUGCCAACAAGCAUACCAAGACAAAUAGGAUUACCGCUAUCACUGACGCAUCGUUUGCGAAUGAAGAAGGAUUCCGAUCACAAUUGGGCCAUUACUACUGCCUAAAUGGAAAAGUCAUCGGUGGGAGAUCAUCUAGCGAAAAACUGCGUGUCAUAUCAUCUACCGAAGCAGAAAUAUAUGCGGUAAGCGAAUCAGUCCCAAUGUUACAAGGAGUAGCAUGCCUAGUAAAACAAAUUGAUCCAUCAUCAUCACUUAGGUCGAAGAUACUAACUGACUCAAAACCUACUAUAUCAAUAGUAGAGGACCAAAGCGAAGAUUCAAGAGCGUUCAGAAAUCGUUUCUUCGGGACACGAGCUUUCAGGUUAAGAGAUGAAGCUAGACGCAACGAUCUGAAGUUCGAAUACAUAAAGACAGAAGAUAACUAUGCGGACAUAUUGACCAAGCCUACAUCAAUAGCCAUAUUCAAGAAGCUUACUCAUUCAUGGGUGAAAUAG